AUGUCUCAACAACUCCAAUUCUCAGAAAAUGAUCAACGUGAACUCGGACAAUUCCUUGAAGCCGAGCAAGCCAAGGCUCGUGUCCAACAAACUGUUCACUCCUUGACCGAUAACUGUUGGGAUAAAUGUAUCAACAAGGUUAACAACAAGUUGGAUCGUAGUGAAGAAGCUUGUUUGGCCAACUGUGUCGACCGUUUCCUUGACACCAGCAUAUUCAUUGUGAAGAGACUUGAAGAACUGAGAAACAGCGCCAUGUAA
Rhizopus microsporus ATCC 52813 is the source of this 258-nucleotide messenger RNA. RefSeq lists its product as uncharacterized. Lineage: Eukaryota; Fungi; Mucoromycota; Mucoromycetes; Mucorales; Rhizopodaceae. The transcript has 3 exons. The record is from RefSeq and is a predicted model, not a curated record. The coding region runs from base 1 to 258 and encodes 85 amino acids.